AUGUUAAGUUCAGAAGAACAUCGUGAGGCAUGCCGUGUCUAUAUGCAAAAGUAUAGAAGCAAGCCAGAGAAUAGGGAAAAGAUAAGACAACAAAAUGCUGAAUAUAGAAAGAGAAAGAAGUUAGAGUCAAUCAGACAAGUCUCAGAGAUUGGCAACUUGGAGCAAAAUUUGGAUUCCUAUCAAUCGAGAAUUUCGAUGCUCGAGAAAGACUUGAAAGAAGCUCUAUUCAAAGUCGCCAUUCUAGAGCAAGACACUCGAAUUCCUCAGAGUUAUAUCCACCAGUUGACCUCGCUCAAAUCGCAACUCGACCACAAACAACACCAGAUCGAUGUCAUAAUCUCUGCCAGUGCCUCAUCGAUUCAAACCGCCCAAAACUCCAUAGCCACAGCCUACCAAGGUCUCAUUUCCACCAUUCACCAAGUAACCUCGCCAACCAACUCACCACCAGCAUCACCAGUAGCCAUGACUCCAUCCAACUCACCAGUAGUACAAUCCGUUAACAACAAUCAACAACAACCAACAAUUCCACCAUUAGAUUUUAAAUUAAAAAACAAAACCAUCGAUCUGUUCAGUAAUGAGCAACCAUAUUUUGGUUCAGGUCAACCAUCACCAUCAUCACCACCAUCAUCCCCAAGUUUACAUUUUCUCACCUCGCCAUCGUCUUCAUCCUCUAAUUUUGCUUCAAUCCCAGCCUUGGCAAACAGCACUGGAAGUUUUGGUUUAGUACCAGACACCAACACUGCCAGCUCCCCAACACCAUCUACAACUUUCAAAGCACAAAGUCCAGAGUCCAAAUCCGCAAGUUCAACACCACAAUUAUCUUCUGUUUCCGGUGCACCAGCAACCUCCCCCAAUCAUGUGGCCAAUCAUCCACUUUCACUGCUCUGUGAUGUCCUUCAAAAUGAAACCUACACCAAUCAACAACAACAACAACAACAAUCACAAAUUAUUCAAUCACGUCCAAUCCACAACAACUCAUCAUCCGAUUUCUCAAAAACCGCCAUCAAUUUCGUUUUAAAUAGUGGGGCAUCAUCGACCAAAUCAUUUUAA
This is a messenger RNA of Heterostelium album PN500, 1050 nucleotides long. RefSeq lists its product as uncharacterized. The transcript has a single exon. The coding region runs from base 1 to 1050 and encodes 349 amino acids. Lineage: Eukaryota; Evosea; Eumycetozoa; Acytosteliales; Acytosteliaceae. The record is from RefSeq and is a predicted model, not a curated record.